AUAGCACACCAAAAUGAAUCCCAAUUCCAAUUCCUUAAAAAUAAACCAAUAUUCGAUAAUACCAAAUAGUGAUAAAUUUGGUACUGUAUUCGGUAUAUCCCAAAUACUGGUAGAUCACGUGGGGAAUAGAUCAGGUCAGUAACCUUAUGGUGAGUAACCAUGAGUAACCCUUCCACAUCAGCAUGAUAUCAGCAUCCUCUCUCUCCUGGAAAGUCUUUAAUUUUCCCCUCUUUAAUCUUUGACGGACGAUUUCUCACUCAUUUUAAGUCGAAAUUUAAUUGUUUUGCACAUUUAGACCAAAUUAAUUGUGCUCUUCAAAAUGAUAUCCACUUUAAUAUAUUUUUCGAACAAAAAAAAUUGAGCCAUUUUUUACCAGUCUAUACCAUAUGGUAUUGACUGGUAUUGAAAUAAAAGCAUACCUAUGGUUUGAAAAAGUACCAUGGUGGUAUGAACAAACCAAGACUGUAGGAUGGUUGAAUACAUGGUAGUAGAAGUAUAUUAAUUGUCAUUUAUGACUUUUAACAUUGUAUACCACACAAUACCACCCCGUACCAGGGUGGUAUUGUAUGGUAUUGUGUGGUAUUUUUUGGUUCUGUAAUUUGUUCACCCAUAAAUUUGUAGAUCCAAUAGAUCAUGAUGAACUCGUCCCUUCUGUGCAAACGUUUUCAAAAACGAAUUAAAAACGAGGAAGAUACCGUAUACCAGGGUGGUAUUGUAUGGUAUUGUGUGGUAUUUUUUGGGUUCUGUAAUUUGUUCACCCAGAAAUUUGUAGAUCCAAUAGAUCAUGAUGAACUCGUCCCUUCUGUGCAAACUUUUUCAAAAAUGAAUUAAAAACGAAGAAGAUACCAUAUGGUAUGCAGUUGGUACCGAGAGGCCAGAAUUGAAAAUUGAUAUCAUUUUGUAGAGCACGAUGAACUCGUUCCAUCUGUGCAAAAAAAAUUAAAAUCCGAGUUAAAAGGAAAAAGAUAUGAGUCAAUUAAGAAAACUAGAAAAAAUAAAAAUGAUCUUAAUUCACUUCUUUAGAUCUGAAUCUUCUAAAUAAAGAGUCCAUAUUUGAUUAUUGAUGGGUGCAUAACCCAUGGUUAUGCACCUAUCUUGAGUCGAUCACGUGACACUCAAUAAAUAAUUUAAUUCUCGUUAAUGGCGUGUUCGGCAGUAAUUAUUUUGUAACAUAGCUUACUAUAAUUUGGAAUUGGGUGCUGCUCACUAUUUGUAGAACAAAAAGAAUUGCCACUUGUCAGACUUAGCUAUGGUCCGGCCCCACACCUACUCAUCUUCCAACUCAUUUCUACUCCGCGUUCCUUCCCAGUUCCCCUCUCCUAUCGGCCGAAAGGUUCCGAUUUCGUUGACUUCGUCUUUCUCCAAUCGCCAAUCCUCUUCCCCUACCUUCUCCAUUCCGCCAUUUCAUUUCCAUUUCGCUUCCACCUGCUAUUCCUUCUCUCUCCGAUUCGCCCCAUCGUCGCCGCCAACCAUGUACAUGUUGGUUGACUGUUCAAACUGCCGGACUCCUCUUCAGCUACCGCCGGCGGCGCAAUCCAUCCGCUGCGCCAUCUGCCACGCUGUCACCCUGAUCGCCCAGCCUCGCUCCGCCGCCGCCUCUCCUCUUCAGCAACACAAUAGCAACGAUCGCCUCUCCAACCGCCCUUCUCCUUCCCCUUACAACCACGCGCCACCGGGGCCCCCACCCGCCGCCCACGGCACCAAGCGCGCCGUGAUUUGCGGCAUCUCUUACCGGAAGACUAAGCACGAGCUCAAGGGAUGCAUUAACGACGCCAAAUGCAUGAAGUACCUGUUGAUCAAUCGAUUCAAGUUCCCUGAAUCCUCCAUCGUCUUCCUCACCGAGGAAGAAACGGACCCGUACAGAAUCCCGACGAAGCGGAACAUGAGAAUGGCGUUGUACUGGCUGGUACAAGGCUGCAAACCGGGAGACUCCCUGCUGUUUCAUUUCUCCGGCCAUGGCUCUCAGCAGAGGAACUACAAUGGCGACGAGGUCGACGGGUACGACGAAACCCUCUGCCCCACGGAUUUCGAAACCCAAGGUACGAUCGUUGAUGACGAGAUCAAUGCGACCAUCGUAAAGCCACUCCCCGCAGGAGUGAAGCUCCACGCCAUUGUAGACGCCUGCCACAGCGGCACCGUUUUGGACUUGCCAUUCCUCUGCAGAAUGGAUAGGGGUGGAAAGUACGUGUGGGAGGAUCACAGGCCGCGAUCGGGAGCGUGGAAAGGAACGAGUGGAGGAGAAGUUGUGUCCUUCAGUGGCUGCGAUGACAAUCAAACCUCUGCUGACACAUCGGCUCUAUCCAAGGUCACUUCGACAGGGGCAAUGACAUAUUCAUUCAUUCAAGCGCUUGAGCGCGGGCAUGGCACUACGUAUGGCGACAUGUUGAAUUCGAUGCGGACCACCAUUCGUAAAACGAGUAAUGAGCUAGAUGGUGGUGGGAUCGUUACUUCUCUUCUCACCAUGCUGCUAGCCGGAGGGAGCCUUGGUAGCGGGUUGAGACAGGAGCCACAGCUGACUGCAAAUGAGCCAUUUGAUGUCUACUCCAAGCCUUUCUCAUUGUGACCUGGGUGACAUAUUUGCAUAUUCCUUCCCUCGUUGAUUGCCUUUUGCUUCUAAUAUCUUCCACUGAAGAAGGCAUCUAUGUAUAUGAGUAAUUACCAAUUUCUGCAAUUUUCUUCUUCAGUGGCCGCCAUUGUUUCCUUUCUGUGCUGUGCAUAUCAUGAUUAGUUCCAAGUUUAUACUUAAUGAGCAAGGGAGUUACUCUUUUCUUACGCUUUCUCGAACUCGCAUUGGCGUUAUGGUUUAACUUCUUAUUGGUGGGAGAACAUCAUGGUCAAGUAAUUUUUACUUUAGCACAUAUUGGAAAAGAAGACCUAGGUCAUGAGAUUGGUUAAACAUGUAUUUCAAGAGAGGUAAUUUGGAAAGAGAGAUUUUGUUUUUCGACUCUUUUCAAAGGUAGUUACCAUCCUUCAUGUUAUAAAUCGUUUAAUUGUUU
Messenger RNA from Linum trigynum, 2996 nucleotides. Lineage: Eukaryota; Viridiplantae; Streptophyta; Magnoliopsida; Malpighiales; Linaceae. The record is from the annotation of a GenBank genome assembly.